AUGAACUUACACAGUAGUUCAUCGAAACAUGACGAACUUCGUGAACACAUUUUUGAUUACUCCAAUUACUCUUCUACAGAAGAUGAGAACUCUAACUGGAAGCGUUCAACUAGUGAUGCAAGCUUUUUUCUUGACGGACAGCUUCCGAUCGACGAGUGCGACACAUCUGGAAAUGUUUCAGAACAAGCACGAGUUUAUUGGGACUUACCAGAAGCUGUGGAAGCCUCCGUAACACCUAGUUGUGGAUUAGACAGAUCACAACGCAGCUACGAAGUACGAAAAUUAGAAAAGGUGUCAAGUGGAUCUGCAACAUCACGUGUUCAGGUGCAUCGUGUGCAUUUUCGAGAGCACAACUUACCACCAAUAAUGAGAAAAGAUGGAGCGAAUCGUUCACAGUCAACACCAUUUACACCAUUUCAAAAUACAGACUGUGCACGUUUAUUGAGACAGUUUCAAGAACAGCAGCAACAAAGAGAUUAUAAUCUUGAUUCAACUCGAUUAUUAUCUGUUCAGCAUCGUUCAAAAUCUGACGCAAAUCAGUCAGUAUCAUCAAGUUCUAAAUUUGUUUUAAAGGCUACUGAUCAUCAAUCUGAUCUGAGAAAUAACGACGCAAUUAUUAUGGGUAAUAAAGCUAUUAAAAAAGAAUAUAUCAAAGAAUCAACGACAUCAUCAUCAUUAUCAAGUGUUCUUAAUAAUAGAUUUGAUACAUUUAUCAAUCAUACUAGUGAUAAUGUUGAUAAUAAAAUUAUUAAUGAUAUUAAUCCUAAAAGUAACCACAAUUUUCAAAUGAUUGAACAAAAAAUGAUAUCAGAAAUGGAAAAACUAAGACAUAUUUCGUUGUCACCCUUCACUGUUUCAUCAUCUUCAUCAUUAUCGACCAUCGUGCAGCCAUCAGACAAUACUUGCUAA
Molecule: messenger RNA, 909 nt
Organism: Schistosoma mattheei
Lineage: Eukaryota; Metazoa; Platyhelminthes; Trematoda; Strigeidida; Schistosomatidae
Source: the annotation of a GenBank genome assembly